GGGCCAUUCCGAGCAGUCUGUCUCGGAGAGUUGACAGAGGGGCCUCAGAGGGGUGAGUUGUGGGUGCCGUGGGUUCCGCCUGCCGCCCACCCCCGGGCCAGCCCCGGUGCUCUCGCAGGGCCGCCCGCCUCCGCAGCCUCGUUGCCACCGGAGCCAGCUCUUCAGGCGUGGACGCCGGGGCCGAGGCGGUGCGGCCAUGGACUUCUCCAAGUUCCUGGCGGAAGACUUCGACGUGAAGGAGUGGAUCAACGCGGCCUUCAGGACGGGCCCCAAGGAGGCGACGGCCGGGACGGCGGACAGCCACGCGGCCACCCUGGUGAUGAAGCUGCAGCUCUUCAUCCAGGAGGUGAACCACGCCGUGGAGGAAACAAGUCACCAGGCUCUUCAGAACAUGCCCAAAGUGCUCCGCGAUGUGGAAGCCCUUAAACAGGAGGCGUCUUUCCUGAAAGAGCAGAUGAUUCUUGUCAAGGAGGACAUUAAAAAAUUCGAACAGGAUACAUCCCAAUCGAUGCAGGUGUUGGUAGAAAUCGACCAGGUGAAGUCUAGAAUGCAGCUUGCCGCAGAAUCUCUUCAAGAAGCAGACAAGUGGAGCACAUUGAGUGCUGAUAUUGAGGAGACGUUUAAAACUCAAGACAUAGCUGUGAUUUCUGCCAAGCUGACAGGUCUGCAGAACAGUUUAAUGAUGCUUGUGGAUACUCCAGACUACUCAGAAAAGUGUGUGCACUUGGAGGCCCUGAAGAACAGGCUGGAGGCCCUGGCCUCCCCGCAGAUUGUAGCGGUAUUCACCUCUCAGUCUAUAGAUCAGUCCAAAAUGUUUGUGAAGGUGUUUACUGAAAUUGACCGGAUGCCCCAACUGCUCGCCUACUACUACAAAUGUCACAAGGCGCAGCUUUUAGCAACCUGGCAGGAGCUGUGCCAGAGUGACCUCCCUCUGGACCGGCAGCUCACCAGAUUCUACGACGCCCUGCUCGGGGCCUGGCACACGCAGAUCCAGUGGUCUACGCAGGUCUUCAAGAACCCCCACGAGGUGGUGACCGUGCUGCUGAUUCAGACUCUGGGGGCCUUGCUGCCCACCCUGCCUGACUGCCUCAGCUCAGGCGUGGAGAGGGCAGGGCCUGAGCUGGGGCUCCUCAAGCUCCUGGAGUUCUACGAUGCCACCGCCCACUUUGCCCAGGGGCUGGAGAUGGCGCAGCUCUCCCGCCCACAUGAGUACAACCUGGUGAAAGUCACAGAGCUGGUGGAGGCUGUAUAUGGUCCAUACAAACCUUACCAACUGAAGUAUGGCGACAUGGAAGAGAAGAACGUCCUCAUCCAGAUCAGCGCUGUGCCCUUGGAGCACGGGGAGGUCAUUGACUGUGUGCAGGAGCUGAGCCACUCUGUGAACAAGCUCUUCGCUCUGGCUUCUGCGGCUGUUGACAGAUGCAUCAGAUUCACCAAUGGCCUCGGGACCUGUGGCUUGCUGACAGCACUGAAAUCCCUCUUUGCCAAGUACGUGUCCGAUUUCACCAGUACUCUCCAGUCGAUACGAAAGAAGUGCAAGCUGGAUGAUAUUCCUCCCAACUCGCUUUUUCAAGAAGAUUGGACAGCUUUUCAGAACUCCAUUAGGAUAAUAGCUACCUGUGGCGAGCUCCUGCGGCAAUGUGGGGACUUCGAGCAGCAGCUAGCAAACAGGAUCUUGUCCACAGCUGGCAGGUAUCUCUCGGACUCCUACAGCCCUCGGAACCUGGCCGGCUUUCAGGACAGCAUCUUGACAGACAGGAAGAGCUCUACCAGGAACCCAUGGCAAGAAUAUAAUUACCUCCAGAAAGAUAACCCUGCUGAAUAUGCCAGUUUAAUGGAAAUACUUUAUACCCUCAAGGAAAAAGGGUCAAGUAACCACAACCUACUGUCUGCAUCUCGCAUGGCCCUGACUCGACUUAACCAGCAGGCCCACCAGCUGGCUUUCGAUUCCGUUUUCCUGCGCAUCAAACAGCAGCUGCUUCUUGUUUCCAAGAUGGACAGCUGGAACACAGCAGGCAUUGGCGAGACCCUGACCGACGAUCUGCCCACCUUCAGCCUCACCCCUCUCGAGUACAUCAGCAAUAUUGGGCAGUAUAUCAUGUCCCUCCCCCUGAAUCUCGAGCCUUUUGUGACUCAGGAGGACUCUGCCUUGGAACUGGCGCUGCAUGCUGGGAAGCUGCCCUUUCCUCCUGAGCAAGGGGAUGAGCUUCCUGAGCUGGACAACAUAGCUGAUAACUGGCUGGGCUCCAUUGCCAGAGCCACCAUGCAGACCUACUGUGACGUGAUCCUGCAGAUCCCUGAGCUGACCCCGCACUCCACCAAGCAGCUGGUCACCGACAUCGAUUACCUGAUCAACGUGAUGGACGCCUUGGGCCUGCAGCCAUCUCGCCCCCUGCAGAACAUUGGGACACUCUUGAAGAGCAAACCCGAGGACUACAGGCAGGUCAGCAAAGGCCUGCCCCGUCGCCUUGCCGCCACGGUGGCUGCCAUGCGGGGUGUGGAGUACUGACUCCCACCCCCGGGGACCCCAUUAAGAAGAGGCACAGGUCUGGGGUCCUGGGGUCACAGAAACUCUGCAGAAUGGAGUUGCUCAAAAAAUCUGCCCAGCAUUGGACAGGGUUUGUCUUAAAAAGAUGCGGUUCAUUUGUAUAAUCAAAAAAAGGGGUUGUAAUUUGAGGUAUAUUAUUUAUUGGAGCAGGGUUUUCAGAUGAUUUUCUAAAAGAUCCGAUCUUGAAAAUGGAAUUGAUAAAUAUGGUGAAAAGAAAGCUGUUUUCUUUCCUCCAUGAAUAUUUGGGUGCCCCCCGUGUGCCGUGCUCCAAGCACCGUGACCCGGCCGGGAAGGAGGGGAAGAGGCACAGAGAAGGUGAUGUCAGACCGUGGCGCCAGGAAAACAGAGUGCAUCUGGGGGAGGGGCAGCCCCCACACCGGCAGGUCAGACAGGUGUAUGGCGGUGAGGGACCCGUGUGGGCCAGGCCCGGGGGCACGUCCAAGGUCAGUGGCAUGGAAGUAGGAAGUCAGGUCAGAGGGGCGGUGGGGGCCAGACCACAGACUGGCCUGUAGGCCGUGGUGAGGACUUGGGCUUUUGCUUUGUCUUGGUUUGAAACUCACGGAUCCUGUGGAUUCUGUCAGGGUUUUUGCCAGUAGCUUCUGUAUCUGUUAAGACUGUAAUUGGCCACAAGUAACAGAAUAGUGUAAUUUGAGUGACUUUAGCAAAUAGGUGUUGAUUUUUCUCAAUAACAAGAAGUCACACGGUGGUGGCUGUGGGCACUGACUCAGUGGCUGGAUGGAGUCAGGACCAGGACUAGCCUCCUGGUGAUCUUGACCUUUUCCUCGUGUGCCUCCUCCCGGUGGGCUGACUCCUGCAGCUGCAGGUAUCACAUCCGCAUUUUGGUGGGUGAUGAAGGCAGAGAGGGCUUGGUCCCUUCCACCGUGGAGGCAGAGGCCUCCCCGGUGGCCCCCGCAGCUUUCUCCUUGGCCUCACAGGCUGUUUCUUGGUCACCAGGCAUCCCCCCGGCUGCAAGGGAGGCUGGGAACGUGGGGUCAGGGCUGGCUCCAGCCAGGGUUUCUCAGCCUGGGCACUAUUGUCGUCUUGGGCUGUCCUGACUGCUGUGCACCAGAUGCUGGUGGCACUCCCCAGCUGUGACAGCCAGAAAGGUCUCCAGACGUUGCCUGAGGGAGGACAGACUCCCCUCCAGCAGGGAAAGCCUGGCUUAGACCAAGCAGGAUUUGUUGCCCUGAGGAAGCUGGGUUUCUGUGAGCAAGGGAGAAGGGGGGCAGUGUCUCUCGGCGUCCAUUAUUGAAAUCGACGUGAAGCGUGUUCCUGCUUCUGGACACGCGUUACUUCUCUCUCCCUUAUGCCCCUCCACAGCCUCCGAGGCAGCAUGUAUCAUCCCUGUCUUACACCCGAGGGAACCGAGGUGGGAGAGGUGUAAGGGGCUUGUCUGGAGUCCCUGGCACCGUGGCUCCCACAGUCCUGACCACGGAGCCGGGAGGCAGGCAGCACCGCCUGGCCCCAGCUGGGUCCGCCGGCUCGUGCUGGCUCUCGGGAGCGGCACCGCCGCGCCCGCGGCCCCUCGUGAACCAGCCCCUCCAGGCUGCCGGGGCAGGUGUCGCGCUGGCUCUGUCAUCCAGGGGUUCCCAUGCGCUCUGUCCUCACGUCCUCAGAACCAGUUUUGCUGGCCCUGAAAGAACUGUGAGUCUGCACCAAGAAAAAUAUUUUGGUUUCUCAUGUGGUGGAUCACAGACUGUCCCUGGCAGGGAUCGAGCCUGGCUCCUGCCUCGAAGAAGCGAGAGCCGGAAGCCUGGAAGGUGAAAUGUGCUGUGGAAAGUGGAAAUCUCUUUGGGGUGACCUCUGUGCCAGUGUCUGUAAGAGCUGCUUGAUUCCUGGCUUUGCCACCUCCCAGCCAUGUGACCUUGGGGAAGUCACGUCAAGUCUCUGAGCCUCCUUUCCUAAUGUGAAAAACGGGAGCCAUGGUGGUCCCUAACUCAGGGUUAUUUGAAGAGCCACCGAGAUACAGCAGCGGGUGAAGCACGUAGCAAGUGCACAGUGAAUGUUAAUUUCAUAGUCUCCGUUGUCUGUAACCUACCAUCCCUUUUGGGGUAAAGAUGGGAAUUACAGAAUGCUAUUUUCUGGGCA
Lynx canadensis (Canada lynx) is the source of this 4636-nucleotide messenger RNA. It is a transcript of the gene COG7, whose product is annotated as component of oligomeric golgi complex 7. Gene Ontology annotation, biological process: intracellular protein transport; retrograde vesicle-mediated transport, Golgi to endoplasmic reticulum; Golgi organization. The record is from RefSeq and is a predicted model, not a curated record. Gene Ontology annotation, cellular component: COG complex. The transcript has 17 exons. Lineage: Eukaryota; Metazoa; Chordata; Mammalia; Carnivora; Felidae. The coding region runs from base 197 to 2509 and encodes 770 amino acids.